CCAACAAAGAGUUUGAUUGGGCUUAAGGCGAAUGACUUCUCUCCGACAGUAAACUGCUAGCGAGUUUGACGAUCAUCACAGGACCACGACAGGCCAAUCCUGUCGUCGCCAUGUCUCUCCGUAAAACCCUAACCGCAUUAAGCCGAGCUUCGUCGCCACCGGAUUCCUCAAUCACCGCCGUCAAUCUCGAAGCUGCAGAGCCCUCUCGUUCUUCACAAAUCACUUUCCGACCCCGUAAAAUCCGGAAAGUUUCGUUAGAUGAUCUGAAUCCGUCGCCGACGACGAUCACCGCGUCUCCACUAUCCUCGAAGUCGACGGUUGAUAUCGCGCUCCGCCACCUCCUAAUCUCCGACGAACUCCUCGGAGGAGUAAUCUCGGCUCACAACACUCCCCCCGUGUUCGAAUCAACCAGCACACCGUUCCUCUCCCUAGCGAGAUCCAUCCUCUACCAACAGCUCGCCACCAAAGCAGCGAAGUGCAUCUACGAUCGUUUCAUCUCUCUGUUCCCCGGCGGAGAAUCAGGUGUCCUCCCUGACUCCGUCAUCUCAGUCUCCGCCGUGGAUCUUCGUGAGAUCGGCGUCUCCGGGAGAAAAGCGAGCUACCUCCACGACUUAGCCGGAAAAUACAAAAGCGGCGAGCUUUCCGAUGAGACGAUUCUCGAAAUGAGCGAUGGAGAGCUGAUCGACCGGUUAACUUCGGUUAAGGGAAUUGGAGUGUGGACGGUUCACAUGUUCAUGAUAUUCUCGCUUCACAGGCCUGAUGUGUUGCCUGUGGGGGAUCUCGGCGUGAGGAAAGGCGUGAAGGAUCUUUACGGUUUGAAAAAUCUUCCUGGUCCGUUGCAGAUGGAGCAGCUUUGUGAGAAGUGGAGGCCUUACAGGUCCGUUGGUUCAUGGUACAUGUGGAGACUCAUCGAGUCUAACAAGACAUCUAAGACCAAGUUGUCUAAAUAGCUACAAGCAACCACAACAAUGUUCACAUGUCAGGUUCUGUCAAUCUUCCCUAAUCCAUGAACCUCGUUUUCAAUUUUCUUGAUGUUUCUUCUAUAUCUAGCAUAUGAUUGGUUGUAAUUGAUCUUGGGGAUCAUUACAUAAUACAUACUCAAGACACACUUCUUCUUGGUCGGUCAGGACAGCUAAUCUCUCUCACCUUGUGAUGAAGAAGCUAUUCCACGCCCAUCAACCACUUGUUGUUGCAUCUUCGCUUCUCUUCCAAGCUUCACUUGCUGGAAAAUCUUGAGUUUCGUUUUCCUGUCUUUGCGCAAUUUCGAAGAGCACGUGAGAGGAAAAUGCAUUUGUGCUUUUAACACACUGUGGUGGUUGUAACUUGUGUACUACUGUAGAAAUACAUUAUCAAAACUAGUUUCAUUUUGCUUGGGUUCAUUGUAACACUAUUGGACUUCGGCCGAUGUCUCCAGUGACCCAAUUAAAUUAAUCAGAAAGCUUGGAUCUGACUGCCAUGUCAUA
Molecule: messenger RNA, 1463 nt
Organism: Brassica oleracea var. oleracea
Lineage: Eukaryota; Viridiplantae; Streptophyta; Magnoliopsida; Brassicales; Brassicaceae
Product: DNA-3-methyladenine glycosylase 1
Exons: 2
Coding region: 111-950 (279 amino acids)
Biological process (GO): base-excision repair, AP site formation; base-excision repair; DNA alkylation repair
Cellular component (GO): protein-DNA complex; nucleus
Molecular function (GO): DNA-7-methylguanine glycosylase activity; alkylated DNA binding; DNA-3-methyladenine glycosylase activity
Source: RefSeq, a predicted model, not a curated record